Molecule: messenger RNA, 3253 nt
Organism: Topomyia yanbarensis
Lineage: Eukaryota; Metazoa; Arthropoda; Insecta; Diptera; Culicidae
Product: ATP-binding cassette subfamily G member 4
Exons: 9
Coding region: 1107-2948 (613 amino acids)
Cellular component (GO): plasma membrane
Molecular function (GO): ATP hydrolysis activity; ABC-type transporter activity; ATP binding
Source: RefSeq, a predicted model, not a curated record
ACAAGUCAGUGCGGUUUGGGUUCUCGAUCAGCUCGGUCGCGUUUUUUCGUUUUCAAAGGGUUAAUUUAGUUUGUAUAGCGCGUGCUCACGACUGACGACGGUUUCAGCGUUCAGCUUGCGUGAAUGUUACAAUUAUCGAUGCGUUAGUUUUCUCGCGAGUCGCUGUUUUGGUCAAAUGUUCCGGUUUUGAGUUUUUGUACUGCCGUGGCCUUUUCCUGUUUUGUACGUUUGAACUGAAGGGUUAAUUCAAUUUAUGGCUCGCGGUGUACUGUCACUUCGACGCCGUUUCUAGCUGGCCGAAUAGCGCUGAACACUCGUGGAAGCUCCAUAUUUUGUGUGAAUUGGCAGUUCUUGACAAGUUUGAAAUUCGCCAACUAUAAGUGCACUUGAAAAAUAAAAAAAUUGUGAGCUAGUCUCUGUGAAGACAUAUACUGUGGAGAGAGCUCCUUUGUGAAUCAGCAGUAUAAAAUAGUUUAGAAUAUUUGAGCAAAAUAGUUACACGCAUCGAACAGAAUACUCAGAGCGUAGUUGCAUGCACUCAUCAUUUUAUCAAACAAACAACGUGUAUUGAGAGCUUUUAUAUACUGGGAUCUAGAUCUGUCGAUUAGCGAUUCUGAGAACAGAUAACGGAUUGUGAAACUACACUCGAUUUAGCACUGAUCGAGUCGUCCCGUUAGAUUCGAUGACUGUGUUGCAUUGUUUUUUGCGUUAUCUCAACAAACAGUUGUGCAAGCGUAAUGCAAUUGUCUGUAUACCCAACACGUUGUGAAGCACAUUUUAUCGAUAACGAAUCUAUAUUUACUUUGUUCCUAAGGAUUUUCAACGUUCAACAAGAUCACUGAGACGAACGCCGAGAAAAGUGAAACUAGACUAACAACAACAUCGAGCAACAGCCACCGACAUGAGAAAGAGCUGAAUGGAUGAGGACAGAAAUCAUACCGAGACCGAGGCCCAAAACCGCGUAGAGAAAGGUUUCUGACAUUGAAGCGUACAAAGUCAAAUACAACUCAUACCGGUUGGUGCAGUGAAGCAGAGAACUUGGUGAAAAAAGUUACAGGUUUACAAUAGCUGGAUGUGUUGCAGCUUGUGCAUACGCAAAAGUAAGAAUGGCAAAAGACGUAGAAUUCCAAGAUAUAGUGUAUGCAGUCAAUGUCCGAAGAAGUUUCAUUAGCGAAAGUCGCAAGCGGACCAUUGUCAAAGGCGUGAGUGGUGUUUUUCGACAUGGCCAAUUAUCGGCAAUUAUGGGUCCUUCGGGCGCAGGCAAAAGUAGUUUGCUGAAUGCUAUUUCCGGCUAUAGGAAAUCUGGUGUUGAAGGCACUAUUCACCUCAACAGAAAAGCAUCAUGUUAUAUCACGCAAGAAGAUCACCACCAGCAGCUAUUGACAAUUGAGGAGCUAAUGUACAUUGCUUGCCAACUGAAAAUCAAAGGAAAAGCUGAUUUUGCCGAAACAAUAACAAACGUAUUGUCUGAUCUGAAUCUGAAUCAUCGCAGAAAUGUAACCGCAGAUAGACUGAGUGGAGGCGAGAGAAAGCGCCUCUCUAUAGCACUAGAGAUGGUGGCCAAUCCGUCGAUCUUUUUUCUGGACGAACCUACUAGCGGUCUGGACGAGGUUACUGCUGCCACGUGCGUUCGAUUAUUUCGAGAUCUUGCCAAACAGGGUCGUACGGUAGUCUGUACAAUCCAUCAGCCCUCGGCUAGUAUAUUUGCUUUGUUUGAUCACAUCUACGUUGUUGCACGGGGACUAUGUGUUUUCCAGGGCAGUCCGAAAGCAGUUGUGCCGUUUCUAUCCCACAUGCGAAUUGAAUGCCCCCGGCACUACAACCCAGCUGAUUUCAUCAUUGAGAUAUGCGAUAGUGAGUCCGCAGAAGUACUUCCAGCUCUUUGCGAAGCAAUGCAGAAUGGUAAAUCAAUUUGCGUUAAGUCACAGUUUGGAGCACCAGCAGGUAGUUCUGCCUUGAUUGUGGAUGAGGAGCCUAAUUCGUUAGAACCCGUAAGCGAUUUCGUGAUAAAACCUACAGUCACAUCGAUGAUUUUAGAGCAGCAGCGACCAAGGGUGUCAACGUUGGUGCAGAAAAUGAAACAAAUUACCCGGUUCUUCCAUAGCCCGCAUGCCGUCUCUGGAUUCGUGCAAUUUUGGGUUCUGUUCCAGCUAAUGUGGACCAAAAUAAUGAGAAACAGAACGGUACUUUGGAUACAGUUCAUCCAUCAUGUGAUUUGCGCAAUCUUUAUUGGACUAAUAUUUUUUAAUGCCGCCAAUGAUGGUGCUCGCAUGUUCGAUCACCUCAAGUUCUGCCUGGGAGUAUGCUUCUUUUUCUGCUAUACCCAGAUUAUGGUUCCAAUAUUAAGUUAUCCUCGCGAGGUGAAGCUAGUGAAGAAAGAAUGCUUCAACCGUUGGUAUGGCCUGUUCCCAUACUAUCUAGCACUGACCCUUUCAAGACUGCCUAUUCAAAUUUUUCUUAACAUAAUAUUCUCCAUGGUCGUAUACUGGCUGGCCGGCCUUCCAGCAGAACUAUUUCGUUACACGCUUUUCACGAUUGUUGGUUUGGCAGUUUCUCUUUGCGCGGAAGGAUUCGGUCUAAUGAUAGGGGCUACGUUUAAUGUGAUGAAUGGUUCAGCGAUUGGACCGCUUACGAUAGCACCGUUCCUAGGACUGGCAAUCUACGGGUUUGAUUUUGCGCCACAGAUCCCGGCGCUAAUGCAAUGGCUGAUGCGGGCGUCAUUCAUCCGCGGUGGCGUCGUUUCUAUCGUGCUGGUAGUGUUUGGUUACAAUCGCCAACGGUUGGACUGCAGUGAAAUGUACUGCCACUUUGAUGACCCCAAGGUACUGCUGCACUAUGUACGAAUAGACAACACUACUCUGCUGUUCGAGCUAAGCAUAUUGAUUGCAAUGACUCUCUUUUAUCGACUGCUGUGCUAUCUCAGUUUGCGAAGGCGAUUCUACAAAUGAGCAUAAACCGGAGAGGCCGUAACAAAUAGACGAAAAAAAUGUGAUCAUUUUAUUAGCUAAACUAUUAUUUUAAUGGAUGAUUUUUUAAUCUGUUUACUCGGGUAAUGAUUUAGGAAGACUAAUAGCUUUAGCUUAACAUUCCAAGGGCGAAAUUAUUUUGCAAAGAUUAUCUUCUAUUGAACAAGAUUUAUGACAAACCAUAUAAGAAUCUCUUCUAGGUAGUGUUUGUACUUACAAAAAGUAGGAUAACUUCUUUAUUUGAAUAAAAUAAAAUGUGUAUAUCAUUUUUUCAUACAAAACAAAAA